This is a messenger RNA of Chrysemys picta bellii (western painted turtle), 5468 nucleotides long. The record is from RefSeq and is a predicted model, not a curated record. Lineage: Eukaryota; Metazoa; Chordata; Testudines; Emydidae.
CUGUUUAUCUUCCUGGGUCAGGAGCUGCUGUCUCCUGCCUUGUCAUCUGGGGAGAUACCAGCAGCUGCUGCUCCCCAGCCGGGUCUGGGCAGGGGCGAGACCUUCAUUAAAGCGCCUUCUGUGCCCAGCCCAGGUGGGGACUUUUUGGAAUAGCCCCCUGGGCGUCCCCAGGCUCUGCCAACAUCAGCUCCUGAGCCAGAGACUCCAGCUCUUUGCUGUUCUCCUUUCUUUCCGGCCCAUGGAAUGACUCCUCUCUGGAUUGUAUCUCUCUCUCUCUCCCAGCAGGUGAUGGGACAGUGAGUGAGAACAAAGGAGGAGAAUCCUCAGCAGAAAAUCCUCAGCAAGUGUAACUGCGUGGGACGUUAUCAGGAAGAACUGAAGGGAAUUUCUUCCAGAGUUGUAAGAGAGGCAGCUAGAAAAAAAGUGGAUAAAUCUAUUUGUUGUGGGAGAGGCUGCGGGAAUCUCAAGAAAACCACAUCCCAGCAAGGAAUCCAAAUGGGAGAGAGAAAAAACACAUCCACUGAGUUUGGGAAAAGUUUUAAUGACAGUUCACACCUUCCUAGACAACAAAGAACUCUCACAGGGGAAAGACCCUUCAAGUGCUUGGACUGUGGGAAAAGCUUCAAUCUGAGCUCAAACCUUCUUACCCACCAGAGAACCCACACAGGAGAGCGACCCUAUAAAUGCUUGGACUGUGGGAAAAGUUUCAGCCUGAGCUCAAACCUUCUUACACACCGGCAACACCACACGGGAGAGCGACCCUAUAAAUGCUUGGACUGCGGGAAAAGUUUCAUUCAGAGCUCCGAUCUUAUUUCACAUCAACGACUCCAUACAGGAGAGAGACCCUAUAAAUGCCUUGACUGCGGGAAAAGUUUUAUACAGAGCUCACACCUGAUUAGACAUCAGAGUCUCCAUUUGGGAGAGAAACCCCAUAAGUGCCUCAUCUGUGGGAAAAAUUUCACUCAGAAGUCACACCUUAUUAGACACCAGGGAAUCCACACAGGAGAGGAGCCCUAUAAGUGCACUGACUGUGGGGAAACAUUCAUUCAGAGCUCACAGCUUAUUGUGCAUCAGAGAAUCCAUACGGGAGAGAAACCUUUUAAAUGCUUGGACUGUGGGAAAACCUUCAGUCGGAGUUCCCACCUUAUUGUGCAUCAGAGAACCCACACGGGAGAGAAGCCCUAUAAAUGCUUUGACUGUGGGAAAAGUUUUAGUGUCAACUCAAACCUUAUUACGCAUCAGAGGACCCACACAGGAGAGAGACCCUAUAAGUGCCUGGACUGUGGGAAAAGUUUCCAGCGGAGCUCACAUCUUAUUAAACAUCAGAAAAUCCACACGGCGAAGAGGACCUGAAUGUGGGUGACUCUUCACUUGGGGCUAUGAUCAUAAGUGGCUUCUGCAAAUCCAUACAGGAUAGAGACCUCCUAAACGUCCAUAGUGUGGCAAAUGUUUCAAGCAGAGUUCACAUCAUAUUGGACGUGAGAGACUCCACACAGUAGAGAAAUUGUAGCAGGCUGCCAGCCUCUGCUGUUGUUAGGACCAGCUUUCUGUUUAAUGCUUGUCUCUUCUAAGUGCUCUAAAACCUGCAUGGUUACUCGGAUAGCUCUGAUAUUUGGUGUACCUCAUGGGUUUGUGGGGUAGGGUGAGUGAACUAAAUUUGGGGUCAUUUAAAUAUGGGGUUCCUGAGAUAUAGCCCCCUGACAACAGUUGCUUUUUGCAAAGUUGAGAGGUUCCACCAAAGUUUUUUUGCCCAGAUCUGGGGAUCUGUCACAGGGUUGGAGGAUGCAUCACUUCUGACCCUGUAACCCUGAGAGCCUCACAAUGCUUUGCUACUGUAACUCCCUGCCUGGGACAGUCACAGUCAGCAACAAGCAUGCAGGUCACAGCCUGAGUGUCUGUGUAUAACUGCCACCCUGGUCCAGCCACUCUGAUCCCAGCAACACAGCAGGCCCACUCCCUGCUCUCUACCAGCCUGGGUUACCACCAGCAGGGUGACCCCAAUGCACUCCCAGUCCUGAAUUUUGCCCAAACGGUGUGCUCGGCAAUGUGCAAUGUCAAACAAAUUUAUUAACAAAAGGUCAUAGGUUAAGUGAUGCUGAGAAAAGGAAUAAAAGUAGAGAUGGUUACAAGCAAAUGAAAGUGAAAAUUUGCAUCUAAAAGUCAAAAACUGAAUCUAGCGAGGUAUGGGCUUUAUUCAAGAUGGUUUCUCUCAGCAAUCUUCCUUCUUGCCAGCCAGGGCUGAAUUUCUCUCAGCCAGGCUCUUCUGCAGAAGGCCAAGGGGCUGGUUUCCCUUGUCCACCUGGGUGAAAGACCUUUGCCUAAGUGGAUUUCUUUCCUAUCUUCAGUUCCCAGAGACUUCAACCCCUCCCUUGGUUGAAGGGCCCAUCUUUCUGAGCUUGCAAGAGAUCUAUUCCUUUGUGUCUGUCUAGUGAAGGAUCCCAAAGAUGGCUUCUGUCCUUGUUUUCCAAAUUUCAAUGACCUUGCUUUAAGAGGCAGGAUGACCUCAUGCUCUACUUCCCUUCCUGUGGACUUCCCAACCCCCUGCUGAUUUCUAUGUAAAUGGGGCUUCCAUUGUUUUUGGUUAAACCUUGCAUUUAGGGUGAACAGAUGUCCUAAUUUUAUAGGGACAGUCCUGAUAUUUUGGGCUUUGUCUUAUAUAGGCGCCUAUUACCCCCCACCCCGUCCCAAUUUUUCACACUUGCUGUCUGGUCACCCUACUUGCAUUUCACCUUUCAUUGCAGCCAGGUAGAUAGCUGCCUUCUCUCCUACCUAUUUCUCCUUGUCUGGCCACCAACUUUAAAGCAUAAUAUCAUUAGGUGUCCAUAUUUCCUCGUAUAGCGUUAAUAUGGACAUUUCACAAUGCUAUUAAUCACCAGUGUGUCAUUAGCUUUCAGAAAAGACCUCACUCGAUAUACUUUUAUCAGUACAGUAAUAUUGUAUCCAAUCAGUUGAUUCAAUUGCUUAUCCCUUGAGAUUCAGCCCCUCCAUCUUUAUACACCAGUAAACCUUUGCAAUGUAUUCUCCUGAAUGUUACUCCUCCAAGUAAAGUUUAUGUGAGGAAGGCAACAUGGGGUCAUGUGGUGAUGGUUUUUCCCCCCUGCUGGUAUUAGCUAAAAUUCAAAUUGUUCUGUUCUCUGCAAUCUCCUCCCGCUGAUGUCUGGAUAGUCCGGUUUAUAGGUAAAUUGAGGUAAACACGCAUUCCUUUGUUUAGGACAGACGUAUGUCACACCUUUACUGAGGCAAGGUUGUCUGGACUUGAAUAUGUUCUAGUAACAUCAUACAGGGGAACUCGUAAGUUUACAUAUAGUGUUGCUACAUACAUUUCAUCAUGGUAUGGUUGAGCAGCAAGUGAUUCAUUUUUAAAUGAUACCUCACAAGGCCUAUUUUGUGCAAAGAUUGUUGCAAUAAUGCAGAGAGGUGCAUAUACCUGGAUGUUUUGGGUCGCAGGGUCAAACCAUGGCUCUGAUCUGGGCACGGGGAUCUCUAGCACUCAUAGGCUCCGACUCCGUGGGUGCUCCGGGGCUGUAGCACCCAUGGGAAAAAAAUAGUGGGUGUGUUUGGCGGCGGGUAGGAGGUGCUUAGGGAGGGGGCAGAACUGGGGCGAAGUGGGGAUGGGAAGAGGCAGAGUGGGGCGGGGCCUUGGGGCAGAGCAGUGGUGGAAGCACCCACUCAGAAAAACGAAAGUCAGCGCCGGUGCUAGCUCUGCACAUGUAUCAUAGCUAAUGCAUGGCAUCUACUUUCCCUUUAAAAAUGAUGUUGGCAAGAGAGCUAGGUCUCAGGUUAGUCACCUACCUAACGCUCAUGAAUUAAACUGAUUACACUGAGCAUGCCCAGAAAAGUCAGCCAACAGGCUUUUGAGUGUACCAUUUCUCAUGAAGUUGAAUAGCUCAAGGGCAUGUGCAAUUGCCACUGUUCAAACCAAGCUUCAGCCAGUGGUAGCUUGUAUCCAAUCUAGGGCUAAACUCUGUCUCUCUUGGGGGACAAGGCAGGUGAGAUAAUAUGUUUUAUUGGACCAACUUCCCUUGAUGAAAGAGACAAGCUUUCGAGCCACACAGAGCUCUUCUGCAGGGCUGGGAAAGGUACUCCGAGCAUCACAGCAUAAUGCAAGUUGGAACAGAUUGUUUGGCAUAAGUAGUUAGCACAUAUUGUAAGUGACCAUUCAAGGCAGACCAUUAACACCUCUGCAGUCAUAGGACAAAAAGAGAGGGGUAGCAGGUUACAGCUUGUCCUAAUAAGCCAUAAAUCCAGUGUGUCUGUUCAGUCCUUGAUUUUAGGUGUUUAGCAGUUAUGAAUUUAAGCUCCCAGGCUUGUCUUUUGAAAGUGUUGGACAGGUUUGCAUAUUAGCUAAUUAUAUAGAAGAGCAGAAAAAUUAGGAGGGCUUAAUAUCAACAUUAUCCUCAACCUGUUCCUUUUAAAGGAAGUUCUUAAGGCUGAAAAGUCAAGCAGUUUCAGUUAGGCAGUGCCAGAAUCAAGGAUGUGUGGGCAAAGUUAUUUCUUUUCCCUUGUGUCUUGGUAUUAGGAUACAAUCUCUCAUUACAAGAUCACAUGCUACUGUGCUCAUUAGCACAGGGCAUCUCUGCGGGAGCAAACAUGUUCCUGUCAGCACUUAAAAUGGGAGAUUUACCCAUCUCUGUGGAAUUCAAGCUUGUCCCCAGGGAAGCCAUGGGGUCAGAUUAGUAAAUGAAUAAUCAUCCCCAAAACAAACACAUUCUCCUCUGUGCUGUGUCACCAUCUGUGCUCUGUCUUAGCUGGAGAGCAGCUGAUAGCAGGUCAGGCAGGGACCUUCCAUUAUCAGCAAAAUCACUUCUGAUUCGGAGCAGAAGGCAGAGAUAACAGAAGCCCAGCUCCUAGCAGCCAUGGCUUCAGGGACUUCUGGAUAGGGACUCUAAGAGGAAACCAAAUGUCCCAUCUGCAGAGACUAUUUCACAGAGCCGGUGAGUGUAGACUGUGGGCACAACUUCUGCCGGGGCUGCAUCCCUCAGCACUGUGACACAUGGACAGAGGGGGACUAUGACCCUUUGUGCUGUCCCAUGUGCAGAACCUGGAUCCAGAAGGAGAAUCUCUGGCUUGACUGGGACCAGGCAAGAUUAGUAGAAAUCUAUUUAAAUAAAAGAUUUUGUUUCAAUUUUGCCUUUAUUCCUUUUAUUAUAUUAUAUACAAUAAAAUGUUAAACAAAGGUCAUUUUGAAACAAAAAAUCAAAAUGUUUUGUUCUGUAAGUAUCAAAAGGGGCAUUUCAACAUGAAUGAAAUGCUUUGUUUAAUUUUUUUUCUAAACUAAGUUUUGAUGAAAUCGACCCUGGAAAGUUCAGAUAUCGAUGAAAUGGUAUUUUCCGAAGAAAAAACAUUUUGUCUCUCAAUUUUCAACCAGCUUGACUUGAUAUUUCCCCAUCAUCAAACAUCUUAUCAAACAUUUUUCCUGUGUGUGCCUGACAGAUAGAAAAUUGUAAUGGUAGAUAUAAAUCAUAGAA